Molecule: messenger RNA, 597 nt
Organism: Hydatigera taeniaeformis
Lineage: Eukaryota; Metazoa; Platyhelminthes; Cestoda; Cyclophyllidea; Taeniidae
Source: the annotation of a GenBank genome assembly
AUGAAAGCUCGGCGCAAAUUUACGAUUGUAGUCCUUGGGAGUGGCGGUGUUGGCAAAAGCGCCUUGGUUGUCAAGUUUGUUUGUGGCAAAUUUGUCGAUAAGUAUGACCCAACUAUCGAAGACUUUUACCAAAAAGAAGUCAGUUUUGCAGGUAUACCGAGGACACUUCGUAUCCUAGAUACAGCUGGAACUUCUCAGUUCUCUUCACUUCAUGACCUGUACAUAAAAAAUGGUGAUGGAUUUCUUAUUGUCUAUAACUUAGUCAAUCGCCAAACCUUCAACGACAUUCGUAAUAUGCGAGAAACCAUCCUGCGUGUAAAAGGUCUUCCUCCCACCGCGUUUGUGCCCCUAGUUCUUGUGGGCACAAAAGCUGAUCUGUACAGGGAGUCAAAUGAUAAAUGUUCUGCUCUUUGUGAUCCUGCAAAUCUGGCAGAUGAGUGGCUCUGUCCCCAUAUUGAAACUUCGGCGCGCAACAAUAUAGGUGUGGAAGAUGUUUUUAUCGAGCUCCUUUCUCAGGUUAGUAUCCUGUAUGCUAACGUACCAGAAGUUUGUAGAACAACUCACUUAUUAGGUGAUGUACGGUGCUGCAGUAUGUAG